AUGGGAUUUGGAAGGUUUACAAGCAUGGAGUUACCGAUGUAUUGGAUUUGGGUUUGUAUUCUGUUCAGCGUGCCGCUUUUGGGAUGUUUGGAGCUACACCUUUCAGAGACUUUACAGCCCGGGACGCAUUUGGCAAACCUGUCGCUUGGCCCAGGGAGGACUUAUAAACUUGACAGGACUUUAUCCCCUAAAUUUAUUCACAGCUUAUUCCAAGUUGGAAGGCACGACGGAGUUAUCCGUCUGUCCCAGAGAGUUCAGUGUGCGCACACACUGAGGAACCCUGCGCCUGUUUAUUUCCGAACAGGUUCCUUGACAUCUGGAGAUGUUAUUCUGACACGUUUUAAUGUGUUCGUUCAUGGCCAGGACUGUUUUAUCAAAUACAAGAGAAAGAAGGCGUCAGGUAAGCCAGACGUUCACAUUAAACACCUUUCAAAGUUGGAGGCAACUUCCUGCUUAUCCGCAGGUAAAUUGCUUUUGAAUGUAACAGAACUUUUGCCUGCCUUUACGCGGAACAUCGCCUUUUCGGACUCUGUGUGUGUUGGAAAAGGCUUAGUUGCAGUGUUCAAGCAUGGUAAUUUGUUCCUGGUCAAUGAGUUAUGUCUUGAGCACAGAGGACAACCCGAGGUGAAUUUGCACUGCCCGUUGCACAGCUCUCCAGGCGAUCGGCUCUCUGUGCAGCUGAGUUUUACACUUGCAAAAGUGCCUGAACGACAUGGAUCACUAUUAGAAACCGUCCAGAGAAAGUCGGGCAAAUUGAUCCGAAGAGGGAAGCGACAAGUAAACACGUCUCCCCAGUUCCAGCUCCCCAACUAUCAGGUGUCCGUGCCUGAGAAUGAGCCUGCGGGCACGCGGGUUAUUACCCUGAAAGCCACUGACCAAGAUGAUGGAGAGGCUGGGAGGCUGGAAUAUGGCAUGGAAGCCUUGUUUGACAGCAGGUCCAACGACUUUUUUACUAUCGACUCUCAGACAGGGAGCAUAACAACUGUCCAGGCACUAGACAGAGAAGUAAAAGACACCCAUGUUUUUAAAGUCACUGUGACUGACAAUGGCACCCCUAAAAGAUCUGCCACUUCUUUCCUCACUGUCACUGUGAGUGACACUAAUGACCAUGGGCCGGUGUUUGAACAAACUGAAUACCGUGUUAACAUCCGGGAGAAUGUAGAAGUUGGCUUUGAAGUGAUGACAAUCCGAGCCACUGAUGGAGAUGCUCCCUCUAAUGCCAACAUGAUUUAUAAAAUUGUGAAUGGUGAAGGAGUUAACUCUGUGUUUGAAAUUGACCCCCGAAACGGUCUAGUCAGAAUCAAAGAGCGUCCCGACAGGGAGACCCGGGCACAGUACCAGCUGAUUGUUGAGGCCAACGACCAGGGCAAAGACCCAGGUCCCCGCAGUGCCACUGCCACUGUUAACAUCUCUGUGGAGGAUGAAAAUGACAACUACCCUCAGUUCAGUGAAAAAAGGUAUGUUGUACAAGUCCCAGAGAAUGUGGCAGUCAACACUAAAGUCAUCCAGGUGGAGGCCACAGACAAAGAUGAGGGGAACAACGCCAAAGUUCAUUACAGCAUCAUCAGUGGCAAUGUUAAAGGACAGUUUUACAUUCACUCCCCCACUGGUGUGAUUGAUGUCAUCAAUCCCCUUGACUAUGAGAUGAUACGGGAGUAUAAUUUGAGAAUUAAAGCUCAGGAUGGUGGCAGACCUCCACUGAUUAAUGGCACAGGUAUGGUGGUGGUGCAAGUGGUUGAUGUGAACGACAAUGCCCCCAUGUUUGUCAGCACACCUUUCCAGGCUACUGUGUUGGAAAAUGUGGCCAUUGGUUACUCUGUGAUCCAUAUUCAAGCAAUUGAUGGUGAUUCUGGAGAAAACGCACGUUUGGACUACCGCUUAACUGACACCACCCCUGGUUUUCCGUUCACCAUCAACAACAGCACAGGCUGGAUUACAGUAAGUGAAGAGCUUGACAGAGAAACCACUGAGUUCUACACUUUUGGUGUGGAGGCAAGGGAUCAUGGGAUACCUGUGAUGUCAUCUUCAGCCAGCGUCAGUAUCACAGUGCUUGAUGUGAAUGACAAUGUGCCCACAUUUACGGAGAAAGUUUACUCACUGAAGAUCAAUGAAGAUGCAGUGGUGGGAACCAGUGUGCUGACAGUGACAGCCGUGGAUAGGGACGUGAACAGUGUGGUGACAUAUCAGAUCUCCAGUGGCAACACCAGGAACCGCUUUGCCAUCACUAGCCAGAGUGGUGGUGGGCUCAUCACUUUAGCCCUCCCCUUAGACUAUAAGCAAGAACGCCAGUAUGUCUUGACAGUUACUGCCAGUGAUGGAACACGCUACGACACCGCUCAGGUGUUCAUCAAUGUGACAGACGCCAACACACAUAGGCCGGUCUUCCAAAGUGCCAACUACCAGGUGAUGCUCAGUGAAGAACGACCUGUGGGCUCAACUGUAGUCAUGAUCAGUGCAACAGAUGAGGACACAGGGGAAAAUGCUCGCAUAACAUAUGUCAUGGAAGACAAUGUUCCUCAGUUUAAAAUCGACCCAGAUACAGGUGCCAUCACAACACAAAUGGAGAUUGACUAUGAAGACCAGGCCUCCUUUACAUUAGCCAUCAUUGCCAGAGACAACGGCAUCCCUCAGAAAUCUGAUACCACCUAUGUAGAGAUUAUCAUCCUUGAUGCUAAUGAUAAUGCUCCUCAGUUCCUCAGGGAUAUGUAUCAGGGGACUGUAUUUGAAGAUGCACCUGUCUACACCAGCGUUCUCCAAAUCUCUGCCUCAGACAGAGAUUCUGGCUCAAAUGGCAGGUUGAGUUAUACAUUUCAAGGUGGUGAUGAUGGGGAGGGAGAUUUCUUCAUAGAGCCUUACUCUGGUAUCAUAAGAACUGCUCGCAAACUGGACCGGGAGAAUGUUCCUGUAUACAACCUGAAGGCCUUUGCUGUGGAUAGGGGGGUUCCUCCUCUAAAAGCAGCUGUUCCCAUUCAUAUUGUAGUUCAAGACAUAAAUGACAAUGCUCCAGUGUUUGAGAAAGAUGAGCUUUUCAUUAAUGUGGAGGAGAACAGCCCAGUGGGGUCCGUUGUGGCCCGAAUCACUGCCACAGACCCUGAUGAGGGUACUAAUGCUCAGAUUAUGUACCAAAUCGUAGAAGGGAAUAUUCCAGAAGUUUUUCAGCUAGAUAUUUUCAAUGGCGACCUCACUGCACUCACAGACCUGGAUUAUGAGACCAAAACAGAGUAUGUCAUAGUGGUCCAGGCCACCUCAGCACCACUAGUGAGCCGAGCCACUGUCCACAUCCGCCUGGUAGACAUGAACGACAAUCAGCCGGUGCUGCAGGACUUUGAGAUAAUUUUCAAUAACUAUGUCACCAACAAGUCCAACAGUUUUCCAUCAGGAAUAAUUGGGAAGGUACCAGCUUAUGACCCAGACGUGUCGGAUAAGCUACGGUACAAGUUUGAAUCUGGAAAUGAGCUCAGACUGCUGCUGUUAAACGAGGACACAGGGGAUCUGAGGUUGAGCAGGGACCUGGACAAUGACAGGCCCUUGGAAGCACCAAUGACAAUUUCCGUCUCAGAUGGUGUCCAUCGCGUUGUGGCCAUGUGUACACUGCGUGUCACCAUCAUCACCGAUGACAUGCUGACCAACAGCAUCACAGUGCGUCUGGAGAACAUGUCCCAGGAACGCUUCCUCUCUCCCCUUCUCAGCCUCUUCUUGGAGGGCGUUGCCGCUGUGCUCUCCACCAAACGGGAAGCGGUGUUCGUGUUCAACAUCCAAAACGACACGGAUGUGCAAGGCUCCAUCCUAAAUGUGACAUUUUCAGCAAUGCAGCCUGGUGGCAGCCAGGGCAAAGGAACGUUCUUUCCUUCUGAGGAGCUGCAGGAGCAGAUCUACCUCAACAGGACUCUGCUCAGGCUGAUAUCCUCUCAGGAGGUUUUGCCAUUUGACGACAACAUCUGUCUGCGAGAGCCCUGUGAGAACUACAUGAAGUGUGUGUCAGUGCUGAAGUUCGACAGCUCCCCUCCCUUCAUCGCCUCUGAGACGGUUCUGUUUCGGCCCAUCCACCCCAUCAACGGGCUGCGCUGCCGAUGUCCGGUCGGCUUUACAGGAGACUACUGCGAGACAGAGAUCGACCUCUGUUACUCAGGACCAUGCAAGAACAACGGGAGGUGUCGCAGUCGAGAGGGAGGGUACACCUGUGAAUGCCUGGAAGACUUCACCGGCGAUCACUGCGAGGUGAAUGCAUCAUCUGGCCGAUGUGUACCAGGCGUGUGUAAGAAUGGCGGCGAGUGUGUCAACCGGCUCGCAGGCGGUUUCAUGUGCCAGUGUCCACCAGGGGAGUACGAGAAGCCAUACUGUGAGAUGACCACCCGCAGCUUCCCAGGACAGUCCUUCAUCACCUUCAGAGGCCUGCGGCAAAGGUUCCACUUCACUGUCUCCUUCAUGUUUGCUACCAGAGAAAGGAACGCCCUGCUUCUCUACAACGGCAGGUUCAACGAGAAGCAUGACUUCAUCGCUCUGGAGAUCAUCGAUGAGCAAAUUCAACUCACUUUUUCGGGAGGUGAGACGAAGACCACUGUAUCUCCCUUCCUCCCAGGUGGAGUCAGUGACGGCCAGUGGCACUCUGUCCAGCUCCAUUACUACAACAAGCCUAACAUCGGGCGUCUCGGCACCCCCCAUGGACCCUCUGGUGAAAAGGUGGCCGUGGUUGCCGUGGACGAUUGUGACAUCUCCAUGGCGAUCCGUUUUGGGAAGCAGAUCGGCAACUACUCCUGCGCCGCUCAGGGCACCCAGACUGGACAGAAGAAGUCACUGGACUUGACAGGACCACUUCUGCUUGGCGGUGUUCCCAACCUGCCCGAGGACUUCCCUGUCAGGAACAGAGACUUUGUGGGUUGCAUGAGAAACCUAAGCAUCGACAGCAGACCCAUCGACAUGGCCAGCUACAUCGCCAACAACGGCACCACAGCAGGUUGUCCAGCGAAGAAAAACUUUUGCAGCGGCGAGGUGUGUCAGAAUGGAGGAGUGUGUGUCAGCAAAUGGAACACCUACAGCUGCGACUGCCCGACUGGUUACGGUGGCAAGAACUGCGAACAAGUAAUGCCAUCUCCUCAGUUCUUUGAUGGCCAGGCGCUGGUCUCAUGGAGCGAGACGGAUGUCACCGUCGCUAUUCCCUGGUACAUGGGCCUCAUGUUCCGCACACGGCAGCCUACUGGCACCCUGAUGCAGGCCAAUGCUGGUCCCUCAUCCACCAUCAACCUCAUGGUGACUGAGCAACAGGUCCGUAUGGAGGUGCUGCUCAGAAAGCAGCUGGUGGCAUCGCUGGGCUUCCCCCAAGUUCGGGUCAAUGACGGGGAGUGGCACCACCUGCUGGUAGAACUGAGAAGCGUUAAAGAUGGCAAGGACAUCAAAUACAUGGCUGCUGUAUCACUGGACUACGACAUGUACAAGAAGUCAGUGGAGAUUGGCCACGACCUCCCAGGUUUAAAGCUGCAAACUUUUCAUGUAGGAGGUUUGCCUGGCAAAGGCAACCAUGUCAACAAAGGAUUUGUCGGGUGCAUACAGGGUGUGCGUAUGGGCGAGACAUCCACCAACGUGGCCAAUGUGAACAUGGCUCAGGGCCUGAAGAUCCGCGUGGAGGAGGGCUGCGACCUGGCUGACCCCUGCGACUCCAACAUCUGCCCUGAAAACAGCCACUGCAGCGACGACUGGAGCACUCACACUUGUGUCUGUGACCCAGGUUACUUUGGUAAGGAGUGUGUGGACGCUUGUCAGCUCAACCCUUGUGAACAUGUUUCCACCUGCGUUCGCAAACCAAGUUCCUCCCAUGGCUACACCUGUGAAUGUGGACAGAACUAUUACGGCCAGUACUGUGAAAACAAAGUGGAGAAGCCGUGUCCUCAGGGUUGGUGGGGCAGUCCCAUGUGUGGACCCUGCAACUGUGACACUGCCAGAGGAUUUCAUAAAGACUGCAACAAGACCACUGGGGAGUGUCGCUGCAAGGAAAACCAUUACCGUCCAGAAGGAGAGGACACUUGCUACCCCUGUGAGUGCUUCUCUACCGGCUCUGAGUCUCGAACUUGCGACCCCAUCACCGGGCAGUGCCCCUGCAAGGGGGGAGUCAUCGGCCGUCAAUGUAACCGCUGUGAUAACCCCUUCGCUGAAGUCACCCCCAGUGGAUGUGAAGUGGUGUAUGAGGGCUGCCCCAAGGCGUUUGACGCAGGCAUUUGGUGGCCCAAGACCAAAUUUGGACGCCCCGCUGCCAUGAACUGCCCAAAAGGAUCCAUCGGCACUGCCAUCCGUCACUGUAGUGAUGAGAAAGGCUGGUUGUCGCCUGAGCUCUUUAACUGCACCACCGUCACCUUCUCCCAUCUGAAGAAACUGAAUGAGGACCUGCGCCGCAACGGUUCAAGGAUGGACAAUGAGCGAUCCAAGACCAUCGUGCGUAUGCUUCACAGCGCCACCAACAACACCCAGCAUUACUACGGCAACGACGUGAAGACGGCUGCCCAGCUGCUGAAUCACGUGCUGCAGUACGAGAGCAGGCAGGCGGGAUUCGACCUCACAGCUACGAGGGAUGCAGAGUUUAAUGAGAACUUGGUACGAGCGGGGAGUGCCAUUCUGAAUCCUGAUACCAAGGAGCACUGGGAGCAGAUCCAGAGGACAGAGGGUGGCACCGCACACCUGCUCCACAACUUCGAGGACUACGCUAACACACUGGCACAGAACGUCAGGAAAACAUACCUGAAACCCUUCACCGUCAUCACGGAUAACAUGAUUUUAACCGUGGACUAUCUGGACGUGUCAGACCCGGAGAGAGCGACACUUCCUCGGUUCCAGGACAUCCAGGAGGAGUAUCCCAAAGAGCUCGGUUCCUCCGUCCACUUCCCCCAGUUCAACCUCCGCAAUCAGGGCCAUAGAGAUAAGAACACAGAGCCCACUCCUGCUCCUGCUGCUCAGACCGAUCCCCCCUUGGAGGAAGAGCACACAGUGUCCGACAGGAGACGCCGCCACCUCGAGCCAACCGUCCCUCUGCCAGUCGCCGUGGUGAUAGUGUACAAAUCUCUGGGGAAGCUGCUCCCAGAAAGAUACGAUCCUGACCGCAGAAGUCUGAGGGUCCCCAACCGUCCAGUGAUCAACACUGCCAUAGUGAGCGCCACGGUACACAGCGAGGGUCCUCCUCUCCCUCCCAUCCUCGACCCCCCCAUCACCGUGGAGUACACCCUGCUGGAGACAGAGGAGAGGACCAAGCCUGUCUGCGUCUUCUGGAAUCACUCCAUUGCGAUCGGAGGGACAGGCGGCUGGUCCGCUAAAGGCUGCGAAGUGCUCAACAGGAACAACAGCCACAUUAGCUGUCAGUGUAACCACAUGACCAGCUUCGCCGUGCUCAUGGAUAUCUCCAAGAGAGAGCACGGUGAUGUUCUGCCCCUCAAGAUCGUCACCUACACCACGGUAUCAGCCUCUUUGUUCCUCCUCCUCCUCACCUUCAUCCUGUUGUGCCUCUUGCGCCGGCUCCGCUCCAACCUCCACGCCAUCCACAGGAACCUGGUAGCGGCGCUGUUCUUCUCUGAGCUCGUCUUCCUCCUCGGCAUCAAUCAGACAGACAACCCGUUUGUAUGCACGGUGAUUGCCAUCCUCCUCCACUACUUCUACAUGUGCACUUUCGCCUGGAUGUUCGUGGAAGGGCUGCACAUCUACCGCAUGCUGACCGAGCUGCGCAACAUCAACCAUGGCCACAUGAGGUUCUACUACGCCAUAGGCUGGGGCAUACCGGCUAUUAUUACAGGCUUGGCAGUUGGCCUGGAUCCUCAGGGUUAUGGGAACCCUGAUUUCUGUUGGCUGUCUGUCCACGACACACUCAUCUGGAGCUUCGCAGGACCCAUCUUUGUUGUCGUCCUGGUGAACAUAGUGAUCUUUAUUUUGGCGGCGAAGGCUUCCUGUGGUCGCAGGCAGAAGGCUGUUGAGAAGUCCGGUGCUAUUCCCGCACUACGAAUGGCCUUCCUCCUCCUGUUACUCAUCAGCGCCACCUGGCUGCUCGGUCUUAUGGCGGUCAACAGCAACGUAAUGACCUUCCACUACCUGUUCGCUAUCUUCAGCUGUUUGCAGGGCGUCUUCAUCUUCUUCUUCCACGUGGUCUUCAACAAAGAGGUGCGGAAAAACCUCAAGAACGUCUUCACAGGAAAGAAGAGUGUACCAGAUGAGUCCAGCACCACAAGGGCCUCUUUGCUCACACGCUCCCUUAACUGUAACAACACGUACACAGAAGACGGCCCUCUGUACCGCUCAGGCAUCGGCGAGUCCACCGUCUCCCUGGAUAGCACGCUCAGGUCAGCCAAGAGCCGCAGCAGCUAUCUGGCUUACACACUCAGAGAGGAGUUGGGUCAAAAGCCUAGUGUAUCUUCAGGAACCGCUAAAGGACAUACUGAUCUCGAUGGGCCCCUGUUCCAUAGAAACGGCACCAAGGGAGAUGACUCUGACUCAGAUAGUGAGCUGUCAGUGGAUGAACACAGCUCCUCCUAUGCCUCCUCCCACUCUUCUGACAGCGAGGAUGAUGAUAUCGAUGUCAAGCCAAAAUGGAAUAACGAGAGGCAGCCCAUUCACAGCACACCUAAAGUGGAUUCAGUGUCCAAUCACGUGAAGCCUUACUGGCCAACAGAGGCCACCACAGCCAGUGACAGUGAGGAUCCUGGUGGAGCAGAGAGGCUGAGGGUGGAGACCAAGGUUAAUGUGGAGCUGCACCCAGAGAAUAAGCUCAACCAUAUUGGUGAAAGAGACAGAGAGGCACCUCUGGAGACAACCAGUAACACUAAAGACGGGACACCUUCCAGUCAACCCAACAGCAACAGCAACAGCAACCACCAACCAGAGCAGAGAAAAGGUAUCCUGAAGAACAAAAUCAGCUACCCGCCCCCGCUAACCGACAAGAACAUGAAGAACCGUCUGAGGGAGAAGCUGAGCGACUACAAUCCCCCCACCAUCACCUCCCCUCCACCCAACAACAACAACACCACCACCUCCCCGCCUCCCUCCUCCGUCAACAUCAUGACCCCUUCUUCCCGGACGCCCUCGCUGACCUCCAAUGAUGGAGGUCGUCCCGGGAACCACGACAGCAGCUCCAUCAUCAAACCACCCAUCGCCCCGCGGCCCCAGAUUCCUGCUGGGCAACCACCAGCAGGAAUCUACCGGGAGACCAAUGGGGGAAUGGCAAUGCACUUGAAGUCAGGCACGGUCAACGGUGGCAACGAAUCUGACUCAGAGAAAACUCAAACCAGCCUGCCCUUGUGAGAGGAGGAGCGAAGAACCUGCUGGGGGAGGAAAAGAGAGAAGGAGAGCCAAGAAGAGAGGAAUAAAAUUUAAGAAAAGUGAAGAUGGAGUGGGGGGUGCUAAAGAUUAGGUGACCGGGAGAAAAGAAUGUUCUCCACACCUGAUCUGUCCAUCCCUCCGUCUUGUUCCCUCUCUCUGGAGAGCAGUAUUAAUUGCAGACUUUUAGGAUUGCCUGAGAAAAGAAAAUAAGCAAAGAAAAAAGAAAAGAUGUGAGAAAUGAUAAAGGGAAAGCUGUGUUGGACUGUAGCAAGAGAGGAUGAAAUGGAGCCAUGUGUGCCAAAACCACUAAAUGACAUGGAGGACAUGUCCUUUAUGCAUUUCAAGCUCCCAAAAUGAUGUUCCUCUAUGAGAGUGUCAUUAUGUGACUGCCCCUAUCAAGGGCUAAGUAAAUCUGGACUAAUGCUUUCGGACAGUUUCUUUCUCAUGGUGGAAGGCAGAUAUAUAAUCACUGUGCAUGAACCCAUACAUACUGGUACAGUCUCUUUUGUAGUCCCAAAGGAUUUCAAGGACUACAAAUCCCUCAAAGCAUUGACAAGUCUGCGGAAGGCAAAAUCCACAAACCUGUUCUCACUGACUUUGGGACACGUCGAUACUGGACGGCGCUAUCACACACCAAGUGCUCUUUACUAUUUUUCUUUUUUUUUUUCUGUAACUCAGAGAAAGGCUCUCACAACCUCUCAAUGCAAUGUAUUUAGAGUGUAAUUAAUGUGUAGAUAUUGUUAAAGGUGAAGAAGAAAUGAUCUAUUUUGUAUUUCAGCUCUAGCAAGGACAAGUUUCGAAACUAAAAAUCAUUCGCCCGUGUUAAGCUGGGAGCGCUUUACUAUUGUGAAAAUCACUCUACAUGCUGGUUUAAUCGACUGAGAACAAUUCUGAGAACUAACGUGUGCCUUCAUCCUGGAUUGAGGCCUGACAAACACACACAGACACACACACACACACACACACACAUACUGACACUGCUAUUUUGUCCCGAGCGCAUGCACACAGUGGGCCGAAAUGAACAUGAAUUAUGUGGAAGGGAGAGGAAUUCCCCUUCUGAUGAACUCAACUCAGUCUGUUAGAGCACUAUGAACCUGAAGCCUUCUUUUCCAGUGUCAAUCCUGCCUGUUUGUCCAGUGCAACACACUCCUGCUUACCAAAGUCAUGAAAUAAAUGUGCAGAAUAGGGUUGGAAUCAAUUCACUUUUAACUUAGUUUUAGUUCAAAGUAGUUUGAAAAAAAACCCUCUUCGGUAGCAUGAAUGCAUUCUUUUCAAAUAUUCACUGAUGGAUUUUGUAUUUUUAGAAAUUUUUUAUCCAAACUUUGUAUAGAUUAACACAAGUUUUUCUUCAUUGUUAAUUUUCUGAAUCAUCUGAGUUCAAAGUGAAAAUGAUGCCAACUCUAAUGCAUUUUGCAGCUACUAUAAGGCAACUUAAAGUCACGUUUACCAGUCACCGAAUGCCGUUGUACCAUACAUACUCUACACCCCCAGUGUUUUUGCCUUCAUGUA
This is a messenger RNA of Scomber japonicus (chub mackerel), 10794 nucleotides long. RefSeq names its product cadherin EGF LAG seven-pass G-type receptor 1a (gene celsr1a). Bases 1 to 9267 code for a protein of 3088 amino acids. The transcript has 36 exons. Gene Ontology annotation, cellular component: plasma membrane. NCBI's taxonomy places the organism in Eukaryota, Metazoa, Chordata, Actinopteri, Scombriformes, Scombridae. Gene Ontology annotation, biological process: G protein-coupled receptor signaling pathway; cell surface receptor signaling pathway; homophilic cell-cell adhesion. Gene Ontology annotation, molecular function: calcium ion binding; G protein-coupled receptor activity. The record is from RefSeq and is a predicted model, not a curated record.